Dendrobium catenatum is the source of this 978-nucleotide messenger RNA. Its product is annotated as rab-like protein 6. The coding region runs from base 1 to 978 and encodes 325 amino acids. The transcript is spliced from 2 exons. Lineage: Eukaryota; Viridiplantae; Streptophyta; Magnoliopsida; Asparagales; Orchidaceae. The record is from RefSeq and is a predicted model, not a curated record.
AUGUCUUUUGUUUCUCCCUCGCCCAAACUCUCUUUCAAGGGAGAUGAUCUGUCGGAACAUUCGUCCAUCUGGUCGCUUGCUCUUGUUGGUUAUUCCUUGGGUCAAAGGCCUUAUUAUGAAAGGCUGCUCUCGGCAAUGAAGAAACUCUGGGUCCUUAAAGGGAAGCCUUUCAUCCUCCAAAGAUGGUCGCCUAAGUUCAAGCAUGUUCGCGACGAAGCUGCUUCCAUUAUGAUUUGGGUUAAAAUCGUGGAUCUCCCUCUGGAUUUGUGGACUCCUACUGGUAUUUUUCACAUUGCGAGCUACAUAGGUAUUCCCCUUACUGUUGAUUCGCUUACUGCAAAUAGGACUAGGCUUACUUUUGCUCGGGUUUGCAUUCAAAUUUCGAAAGAUUCUAAGCUACCUAAGGAAAUCCCGAUACAAAUUGAAGAGGAAGACAUGUUGUUGAAGGUGGUUUAUGAAUGGAAGCCUUCUCCUUGCGAGGGCUGUGGAUCGCUUAUCCACCCUUUUUCACUGUGUCCUUCAAAUCCCAACCUGAAACCAAUUUUACAUCCUCCACCGACCUACACCAGGGGAAGAAGUUUUAGCCGCAAUCCUUCUUCUCGGCAACCUGGUUCUCGUUCCAAACCUCCUGUCCCUACUUCUCUACCGUCCUCCUCUCAACCAUCAAUACCCUUAAACGGCAUUCAGCAACCUUCUAUUGCUCUGCCGUCUACCUCUCAUUCCCAAUUUCCCUUUGCUAGCCAACAGCCUUCUCCUCCUCCACCUUUGGUCUCUGGCCUUGUCUCCUCUCCUAUGAAGCCUCUUCUUCCUAACCUUAAUGCACCGUCGGAAGACCUCUCGUCUUCUGUCCAAGGCAUUGUCUUACCUCCUGCUUCCCCCUCUGUUAUUCCUACUGGUAACAAGUUUGCGUCUUUACAAUCUGACGAUAUCUCUGUUAUCCCUCCCCCUCACCUCCUCCCCUCUUCUUCUCAUGUUUAG